Molecule: messenger RNA, 632 nt
Organism: Ananas comosus (pineapple)
Lineage: Eukaryota; Viridiplantae; Streptophyta; Magnoliopsida; Poales; Bromeliaceae
Exons: 2
Coding region: 98-493 (131 amino acids)
Biological process (GO): NADH dehydrogenase complex (plastoquinone) assembly
Source: RefSeq, a predicted model, not a curated record
UCAAAUGAAGUGAAGACGUUGAAUCUAUUUGGCAAGGAAACUGGCCACCACAUAAUACAGAAGCUUAUCUUCAUAUAUUAUUACCUCAUCCAGGUCCAUGUUCAGAGUAACCACCUCACCGACUAUGCCUCUCGCGACUGUUUCGUCCUCUGCCGUCUCGUCUCCGCCGCCGUUGCCACAACCGAACCGCUUUCGAGCCCGACGGCCAAGCCUAGUCGUAGUUUGUUGCAAAUUGGGUUCAGUGAAUGCCGCAGAGAGCGGUGGAAAAGACGAGCUGACAAUAGGGUCUCCGAUCAUCGUGGUUGUGGCUCCGCCGACGCUGAAGACGGCGAGCUCCAUGCCGUCGCUGAGGGUCAACUCCGGGCUGGUCAAGCCCGGCGAUGUAGGAAGAAUUGUGGCAAGGAAGCCUAAAGACGUCUGGGCCGUCCGCCUCGCGAUUGGUACAUACCUCAUUGAUGGCAAGCACUUCAAGCCCUUGGAUGUCGACGAAUGAGCAAGAUACAGGAUGGUCCCAAAGACAAAGAUUCGCGCACAAGUUGCAGUUUUCACUUUGUGUUCACUAAAUUGGCACAUCUGAAAAUUUUGUAACCAUCAGUAUAUAAGAAAUAUAAGGCAGGUUUUUUUAAUCAAAA